Messenger RNA from Punica granatum (pomegranate), 909 nucleotides. The record is from RefSeq and is a predicted model, not a curated record. NCBI's taxonomy places the organism in Eukaryota, Viridiplantae, Streptophyta, Magnoliopsida, Myrtales, Lythraceae.
UUGGUGCUGUUCUCCUUGUCCGAAGCUCCCAACAACAUCAGAGAACAGAAAAUGACACUCCUCUGAGAAGCCAGCCCGUCACCAUAUCACCCUGCCGGCGAAGUCUCCCCCACUGCCAACGACGACGACUCCAUCGAUCUCAGAAGAAACAGGGAAGAACCCAAAAGCAGAGAGAGAGAGAGAGAGACCUCAGCCCCCACAGCAAUGUCGAGAAGCUUCCGUUCCUCACAUCCCCUCCUCGCGAUCUGCGCCGCCCUAGCGAUCUUCGCCGCCCUGGCCUCCUCCACCGCCUUCGCGGCGGAGCUGGAGUGGGCGUCCCUGUCCGCAGCGGUGGGGAGGACGGCGGGGAAGCUGGUGGGGGAGGAGGAGGAGUUCGGGCUGGACUCGGAGACGAACCGGCGGAUACUGGCGACGAGCAGAUAUAUCAGCUACGGGGCGAUGCAGAGGAACACGGUGCCCUGCUCCCGGCGCGGCGCCUCGUACUACAACUGCAAGCCCGGAGCUCAGUCCAACCCCUACUCCCGCGGCUGCAGCUCCAUCUCCAGGUGCCGGAGCUAAACCACAGCUCCAUACAUACUCUCCUCCAUAAACACUAGUCACUCACUCCUAUGGAGGAUUGAUUGUGAUUUGAUUAAUUGAUCAAUUCCAUUGAUUGGUUAAUUUUGGUCUCUUUCUUUUAUUUUUUUUUUCCUUUUUGUUGGGUUUCUUUUUUCCGGGGUGAUGGUGAUACGUGGAAGCCGGGGAUUGGUGGGGAAUGUUGUUGAUGUGUCAUAAAUCGAUCUGUAAAACAAGAUUAAUUUCUGUUCCAUAAUCUUUUUUUUUUUUAUUGCCAUUUCCCUUUCUUGAUGACGGGUUGUUUUGAUUUGGAAUCUGGGCCCUUUUGAUAUGCAAUGUGGGUUGCUUGAAUGA